AUGCGUUAUAUACUUGAUCAGAAGGAUAAUGCUAUUCUUACGACCAUACAAAACCUUUUUGGAUUUGGUAAAGUAACCCUUAGAUCCAAAACGGACGGUGUUUAUCGUUACACAGUUACAGGGUUCAAAUCAAUGAACGAUGUGAUAUUUUACUUUAAAGCAUUUCCAUUACUUACAAAGAAGGCCCAAUCUUUCGAGAAGUGA
Botrytis fragariae is the source of this 204-nucleotide messenger RNA. RefSeq lists its product as uncharacterized. Lineage: Eukaryota; Fungi; Ascomycota; Leotiomycetes; Helotiales; Sclerotiniaceae. The record is from RefSeq and is a predicted model, not a curated record. The transcript has a single exon. The coding region runs from base 1 to 204 and encodes 67 amino acids. Gene Ontology annotation, molecular function: endonuclease activity.